GAAGAAGAAGAGGAGAAGCUCCUCUUGCUUUUUCCCAGCGUCUUCUUAAGGCCGUCGUGGAACCGUUUAAAGACCGUCACACGCCAUCGGUUCUGGCUGCGAACACGCGUACUUUGACGCGUUAUCGCGGUCGCCGGUCUUCCGCGAUCCGCUGAUCUGCCGGCCUAACGAAUUGGCGGAAAAAAGCGGAAACGCGACGCGAAUUGGAAAUCGAAAGUGCGGCUUGGCGAGUUAGGAACGACGACGAGGGAAGGGGUCGGGAGAAACGGUGGUACGGGCCUGAAUAAGGGCCCCAGGAAGGGGACCGGCUCAGGUAAGCAGCUGCAAGCGUCCGCAGGGGCAACAGCAGCCGCGCGCUUAAAUUAGUCCCGGCACAACUGUCGUUCGCGUAACACCAAAGCGAGGAGAGAGAUUUCUUCGGUCGUGCGUUUCGCAAGAGCGUGGUUUGGAGCGACGAAUUUUUGAAGAGAAACGGACUGGCUGGUGUUUGGAUAUGUCGGUGAAUGCGAAAAACGUGGAACAUUGAAAGGGAGUUGGAGGUGAGAUUCGACGAUCUUAAGCUUCGCGAUCGCACGCUAGAAUUUGAAAGCACUCUGGAAAUUGGAAAAGUUUGCGACUACGAUCGACGAUGCGCGGUCGCUAAUUGGCCGAGCGAAUUUGAACGAGAAGGAAGCCUCGUAUGGGCGGGAGAUCGCGAAGAAGCUAGAGGCUAGAGAAGAUCGAGAGGGAACGCGGGGGCAUUCGACGAUCGUAUGAAGGUUCACAGAGAGGCGAGCGAACGAAGAAGAAGAGGAAACGAAGGAAGAUGCUGAUACUUAGGCUAAUCGCGGUGUCGAGCCUCUGCUGGAUGGCCAGGUGCGAUUUGUUGGACCUGUACGUGCAGCACAUGGACGAGACCAUGAGGACCUUGGCCUACAGGAACAGGCAUCGUUCGAAGGACGUCGUAUCGAGGAUAAAGAGAAGUCUCGGAGAGGAGCAGGCGCUUCUCAGAGUAGGCACGUUUAAGAAACAACGGCUGGACGUGGAUAAAGAGUGGUACGCGCGAUGGAAGGCGAGGAGGAAGAUCCUCCCUUACAAGGAGGACGGGCUGGACUUUGCCAAUUCGAGGGAGGAAAACCCGGACCCGGAUCAACACGAGUUGGUGAACAACGCCAGUCGGAUACUCGGCGUCGGCGGAGAAUCCGAAGAAACGACGACCGCGUCCACGCUGGAGAUCAACGAAACCGCGAACGCGUUCGACAUCGACGUCUCUAACGGAGAAUCGACGCGGUCGUCCGGCAACGAUACAGCGCCGUUCGACAAACGACAACAAAUCGACGACGAGAAUCCGAAGGCGGAAUCUCGGGAGGAGACCACUCGGACCGUGGAUUUGCAGGACGACGUCGAAACGGACGAGAAUUCUCGAUUCGAGACGAUGGAGGAAAUCGGCGCCGGCGGAGCGAACAACCUCUUCGACGAUCCUAUCUCGAAGAGAAGUCCAAAGUCGCGAGACAGUCGAGUUCCGAAAAAGUACGUACCACCGAUGGACAAAUUGGCGAAGCUGUUACGCGCGUCCAAGUAUACCGGCGCCGAAGAGACGACGAACGAUCGACCCCGAAGAAGCAUCGAACAACCGAGGUUCACCAGACGCGAGAUACUCGACGACGACGGAGAAGUUAUCCUCGAGUGGGAUCCUUCGGACGAGCAGAUGGUCACCUUCAAGGUGAUCGCCAAGACCUUGGGAUACGUCGGCAUCGGAUUCAACGAGAAAAACCACAUGAAGGGAGCUGAUAUUCUGCUGGCUUGGGUGGACGAUCACACGGGCACCGUCAAUCUGCUGGACUCGCACGGGAUCGAAGGUCCGGAGGCGGCCCUGGUCACGGACACGUCGCAGGAUGUCAAAGUGUUGGGUGGCUCGCAAAACGAAACUCACACGAGCGUGAUCUUCUCGCGAAACUGGCAGACCUGCGACCCUCAGGAUCAUCGGCUCACGGGAGACACGAUUCGAGUCCUCUGGGCGCUUCAUUCCAGCGAUCCUGAGCUAAAUACCGCCGUUUGGCCCGGUGACAAGCGAGGAGGUAGAGCUUUGAGACUCAAGACCGCGGCCCCUCAUGCACCUCCCCGUCAUACUCGGGAUAUCAAGCAUUGGGACGUGAAAUUGAACCAACCUCCGGUUUCAGACAGCGUAGACACCACCUAUUGGUGCAAGAUCUUCAAGGCACCUCACAAAGAGAAACACCAUAUGAUCGGGUACACGCCACUCGUGGAAAAGGAGAACGAAGAUUUGGUUCAUCAUAUUAUAUUGUACGAGUGCGCCUCCACUUUGUCGAUCUUGGGACAACACGCGAGAAUCGUUGGAGCUCCGUGUUACAGUCCUACGAUGCCGCGAGAAUGGGAAUCCUGUUUGCAGCCGGUGCUUGCCUGGGCACGUGGUAGUACAGGUGAAUGGCUUCCGGAACACGUCGGUAUUCCCAUCGCGGAACAUCCCGAAGGCUCUUAUUACAUGUUAGAAGUGCACUAUAAUAAUCCGGAUAUGAAGAAGGUGGUAGACAGCAGCGGAGUACGUCUACACUUGACUGCGAACCUACGUCCUCAGGAAGCGGGAAUUCUCGUUGCUGGCGUGGCUGUUAGUCCUCUUCACCUGAUUCCACCGAAACAAAAGGAAUACGCCACGGCGGGUUACUGUACUCCUCAUUGUACCAACACUAUGUUCCCUGAAGGCGGAGUGAACAUCGUUUCGGUGGUGUUGCAUUCUCACUUGGCCGGUCGUCGUUUGAGUCUGAAACACAUUCGCCAAGGCAAAGAAUUACCCAGAAUAGUCGAGGAUAACCACUUUGAUUUCGAGUAUCAACAGUCUCAUACUCUGGAGAAGGAGGUGAAAGUCCUUCCAGGAGACGAAUUGCUGGCCGAGUGUGUUUACGGUACGUUGGACAGGACGAAACCUACUUUGGGAGGAUACGCGGCAUCUCAGGAAAUGUGUCUGGCCUUCGUGGUACAUUAUCCGAGAACACCACUAGCAGCUUGUUACAGUAUGACGCCGGUGAAACAUCUGUUCAAGACUCUCGGCGUGUACAGCUUCAAAGGCGUUACUAUGGAUCACCUGGAGAAGCUUUUCCUAACAACUAGGACCGAUGCCGUGACUAUUCCUUCCACUGGUCAACAACAGCUUCCGAUUUACCCUGCUACAAGGCCCAGCGAAGAAAUUGACGAGGAACUUAUAAGGGAGGCAAAGUCUGCCUUGAUGGCUAUGAGGGAUUACACGGUGGAAAACGAGAACGAUAACGUCUUCUCUCGGUUGAUCAUCGAAGAACCCGAAGAGUUCAGAGGUCGAACUUUGGCCGAACAUAUGCUGGCUCUACCCUGGACGGAGGAACUUCUUGCUAGAUCCAUCGAACAGAGUCUGUAUCAUGGCAGGCACAUGACAUUUUGCAGAAAGAGGGACGAUAAGCUUGCUCUGCCGGCUGACAUACAAACAUUCCCAAACUACACAGCACUGCCAGAAACCAACGAAACCACGUGCAGCGAAAUGGCAAUGCUAUCCAGUGCAUCGAGGACCUUGUACUUUGACAUCGUGCCGCUUCUCACGAUUCUCGUUACGGCGAUCGUUGUUUCCUAAAAUUAAAGUCAAAUACGUAUUAGACGUUUGAUUGUCCGUUGUUUGAUCGUCGUUGAUUCUACGGUCAAACGUAUCCGUCUCUUAUUCGUCUCGCUUACAAAUCGCCACUGUUCGAAACAGGCUAGAAACGAGCGAUAUCGUCCAACAAUAAUUUACGAGGCCGAUAUAUCUCUACCUGCAGGGAUAGAUAGGGCAAGAUUUUGAAAAAAUUUUCACCGCCCAACAUAUGUGUGUGUGCGUGUGCGUGUGUGUGCGUGCGUGCGUGUGCGUGUGCGUGUGCGUGUGCGUGCGUGCGUGCGCGCGUGUGUGUGUGCGCGUGCGUGUGUAUGAUGUGUACGUAUAUGUGUAUACACACGCCCACACACGCACAAAAAUAUAAUAUAAUAUAAUAUAUAUGUAUAAUGUAAUGUAAUGUAAAUAUACCAUCCACUUAUUUAUAAGGUAUUCGCGCUACAAGCCUUUCCCCUCUAUUUUAUAUGAAUUUUGUAUAAAAAAAAUAAACCAGUCUGUAGAAACUGUACCAUUGUGCGUAUCGUCGUCGACUGCCAUCCCCUUUUAUUAAAAAAUUAUUAGUAAAACCUCG
Bombus huntii is the source of this 4178-nucleotide messenger RNA. Its product is annotated as MOXD1 homolog 1. The coding region runs from base 806 to 3595 and encodes 929 amino acids. Gene Ontology annotation, cellular component: secretory granule membrane. Gene Ontology annotation, biological process: norepinephrine biosynthetic process; octopamine biosynthetic process; dopamine catabolic process. Gene Ontology annotation, molecular function: copper ion binding; dopamine beta-monooxygenase activity. The record is from RefSeq and is a predicted model, not a curated record. The transcript has 10 exons. NCBI's taxonomy places the organism in Eukaryota, Metazoa, Arthropoda, Insecta, Hymenoptera, Apidae.